UUUGCCGUGAGUCGGGAUAUAUCUUCGAUGUUUCAACGAUUUCAAGAUGGUACUAAUUAUUUCGGAGAUGACUCUGACAUAUUUCAGGAUGUGGCCAAAUCUGAUCGCGAGGACAUUGUUUCGGAAUUCCAUUCAAAGUUUUCGAAAAUAGUCGAUAGAGAGGAAGAAGAUAACUUUAUUACAAAACUUUAUCGAAAUAAGAUGAGCAUUAUUCCUUGGCCAGUUUUCAAUGAAUCAUCCUUUUACACUACUUUCAGACAAUUAAAAAUUAAAUUAGAUGAACAAGAUUCUAAAUACAAAAACGCAAAAUUAUUUGUAGAGAAAAUUAAGGUUUUAAUGACGAAACUAAAAGUUUGUGAUUGGGGAAGUGUUCAAGGAACAUUGAUUACAAUGCGUACAUUGGAAUUGAAAAA
This is a messenger RNA of Ambispora gerdemannii, 413 nucleotides long. The record is from the annotation of a GenBank genome assembly. NCBI's taxonomy places the organism in Eukaryota, Fungi, Glomeromycota, Glomeromycetes, Archaeosporales, Ambisporaceae.